Messenger RNA from Cheilinus undulatus (humphead wrasse), 3926 nucleotides. RefSeq names its product RAB23, member RAS oncogene family (gene rab23). Gene Ontology annotation, molecular function: GTPase activity; GTP binding. The transcript has 7 exons. Bases 467 to 1171 code for a protein of 234 amino acids. The record is from RefSeq and is a predicted model, not a curated record. Lineage: Eukaryota; Metazoa; Chordata; Actinopteri; Labriformes; Labridae.
CUCCGCUGCCUAGCAACAAACAUUUGGCGAGCUAGCAGGUUGCUACUCUCAUAGGCUACGUAGAUAGGAGGCACGUAGGUCCGUGGAUAGAUAGCAGUGUAUUUUCAGUGCCUAAAAGGCCAAAUUUAGCCUUAGUUGUCGACGGUAGUUAUCUUAUACCCGCCUUUUUGACGUGAAUAGCCUUCAGGUUGAGCAGCCAUUACUUAUUCAGCGUUAACGGGUGGAGCAGGAGGUAAUUUUCUGAAGGAAAAGUGACUAGCCUUAGCUAAGAAUUCUUAACAGUAGAGCAUUUCCUCUUGCCACGAAGAAGAGCUGAGAGGGGCUGUAUAUCGGGAUGAGAUCGUUGGUUAGCUUACCGGUUAGCCUAUCUAAUGUUGGCGGAUACUGGAUGAGCUGAAACGUUAUAUAACAGCUAUAAAAUACCCAGGCAGAGUGGAAUUGAAGGAAUCAACCAGACGUCGCCACCAUGUUGGAGGAAGACAUGGAAGUGGCCAUCAAGGUGGUCGUGGUGGGAAAUGGAGCUGUUGGCAAGUCCAGUAUGAUCCAACGCUACUGCAAAGGCAUCUUCACUAAGGACUACAAGAAGACCAUUGGUGUGGAUUUUCUGGAAAGGCAGAUAGUUGUAAAUGAUGAAGAGGUACGACUAAUGCUAUGGGAUACCGCUGGGCAAGAGGAGUUUGAUGCCAUCACCAAAGCCUACUACCGAGGUGCCCAGGCGUGUGUACUUGUCUUCUCCACCACAGACAGGGAUUCAUUUCAGGCUAUUGACAGCUGGAGGGAGAAGGUGGAGGCAGAGGUUGGAGAUAUUCCUACAGUUCUAGUGCAGAACAAAAUCGACCUCCUUGAAGAUACCUGUAUAAAAAACGAGGAAGCAGAAGGUUUAGCGAAAAGGCUGAAGUUAAGAUUUUAUCGAGCUUCAGUAAAAGAAGACCUUAAUGUCAACGAAGUUUUUAAGUACUUGGCUGAGAAGUAUCUUCAGCGACUCAAACAGCAAACAGCAGAGGAGACAGAGGUGGUCCAUACAACAAGCAAUAAAAUAGGUGUUUUUAAUACAAGUAGCAACGUCUGCAACCAGAGCUCCAGCAAUGGCAGAGAGGUCAUCACUCUGCGACCUAACAAACAGAGGACCAAGAAGAGUAAAAAUCCUUUUGGAAGCUGCAGUCUACUCUAGAUUAAUCAACUCAUUUCAGUGACUGAAUGUUAUUUCUGAGACUACAGUAGGUUGGUUUUGUUAUAUUCUGUGGAUGUGGCCAUAUUGAUUGACCAAAGCCCACACAGACCAGGACACACUCCACUAAUAGUACCAUAAAUUUAAUCUUAAUCUAUUUCCCAAUAUUGCUGGUUGAAUUUCCUUAGAUUCAGCCUGGAUCUGCGCACAAAAAGCUUCUCAUUGUUUAUCCAGUCCAGGGUCCUCCUUGUGGUUUUAUUAGAUAACUGCAACAACUGUAGAUACAUCCAUGAUUAUUGUGUCAGAAAUUUAAUGACACUCCAUAAAAGAUCAUUUUUACAGGACACCCACAUUUCAUCUGUGUAACAUGUGUUUGCAUGUAUUUGAGAAGAUACUCGGAUUAUUUUGUACCAUAUUUUUUCAAGAUUUCAAAAGAAUAUGGUUCAAAUUAUACUGUGUAUUGUUGAUGUAAAGAAACACAGAUUAAGAGUAUAUUCUCUGUGCAAAAGUAUUUUUGUACAUCUCACAACAGUGUUGAGUGAUUAUUUUCACUAAGUGUUGACAUCGUGCCAAAUCUGCUCUUCUGAGCUUUGAUUAUAACUGCAGUGAUAUGUAUGUAACAUUAAAUAAGUAGAAUGUGCUCCUAUGUAUAACCAAAUAUCGAUAACUCUAAAUAGUCUUCUAUAUGUUUGCUUGCGGUCCACUCAUUAACAAACUGUAUCUGUUAACCAUUUCAAAAACGUUCAGAGGUUUGGAUUUGGUGAUGCAAAAGUUUGUUUUUAUUCUCUGCUUUUUUUUAGUCAUCUCAAGUCACAAUCAGUUAUAGCACUAUGUUGUAAAGCUGUUUACAUUUGACAUAUUUCACUGUGCUUUUCUUUUUAACUCUGGUACGGUGGCCAGUGACUUGUCACUUGGCUGUAGAUUAAGUAAGAUCUGGUACUUUGAAAGUUGCACUGUAUGUCUAACAUUUUUUACUUGGUGUGACUUCUGUAGUUUAAAAUAUUUCUAAUCAAAAUAAGAAUACAUUAUUUUUGUCAGCCUCAUUCUUUUGUGGAAAAACAAUGUAAGAAGGGUACACAAAGUUGUCUCUGUGGUAUGGGCUCUUGAGCACAAUGUAAAGCUAGCUCUAUUCAGCUAAUGAAGCUGGAUGUUUACUUUUCUGUGUGAGCACCUGAAUAUACAAGAAAACUUAAGUGUUUCUUAAUUCACCAGAGUUCUGGCAUAGUGAUUGGUUCCCAGACUAAUACCCAAUCCUUAAAACUGAAUACUUAAUAUUACCACCAAAUCUGAAUCAAGCCUUUUUUAAAUCAACUUAUAUGAAAGACAAGUCUUUACCAAGCACAAUGAAAUACUAUUGUAAGAAAGUCUUGUAAAUCAUGUCUGAAAUUCUCAACAUUUCCUCAUAAAUUAUUCUGAACAUUUUAUCUGUGGUAUAAGUACAUAAAACCUCUUGGCGUAAAGCACAUCUCAAAUCUCUAAGAUUAAAAAAGUCUGCAUCUUCACAGGAUGUUUUGUUUCUGCCAGCAUCAAAGUCCAACAAUGCUUUUACAUUGUGCUCCAGUUAAACCAGUGGUUCUCAAGUGGUCUUGCUUCAGGACCCACCACCAAUUCUCAAUGAGCAAUUACGACCCAAAUUUCUGAUUUUUUUGACCACAUUUCACUGAACAAAGUGCUUUACAAAACGUGACAAAACAAAAUACCUCAGAGUUUCCAGAGAAGUUUCUUGAAAUUUUCAGAGACAUAAUCAAGAUCAAAUUCCUAAAACUCCAGUGAAAAUUUAUGGAAAAGACUGCUGAAAGGUUCUGUGAAGAGUCCUAAUAAGUACUAUUGAUUUUUUUUUUUUUUUGAUCCUUCUUUGUGAAAUUUCUGAGGAUUUACAGAAGAAGUCCCAGGGAAUAUUAACAAAAAAAUUCUUAAAUUUCUUUAAGAUUUCAGAGAAAUUUGCAGUACAAUUCCUUAAUAAUUCAGAAAAAAAAUCUGCCAAGCUCUUCUCUGCUACUAAAAACUCAAACUAAAUAAAAAUAAAAAGCACUUUAUAGACUGAAAUUUUUUUCCCAGCACACGUUUGCAUCCCACCAGAAACAGCUCCACAACCCACUUUAGGGUCCCAACUCACCAGUUGAGAACCACAGAAAAACCACUGGUAGUAAGAUUGUCAAGUCAAACUGUCUCAUUUACUACUAUGUAACAGUUAUGUUCUGAAAAAGAAAGAAUGUGGCGUAACCAAUGCAUGCAAGCCUUUUUUACUCAUCAAUGAAUGUCAUACCAUGGUCGCAACGCCACAAUGCCUUGUCCAUGUUUACAUUCUCCUCCAUCAAGCAUUUAAUGCCUUGUAUUUCUGUUUGUUUAUAACUGCCUGCAGUAAAUGUGUAAAUACCUUCUGGAGCUUUCUUUAAUUUGUAACAUUGUGUUUAACUUGCCUUUUUGACUGAUUUGAUUUUAGCGCACUUUAUCAUUAAGAUGACAUAAUGUUAAGAGACCACAAGUCAACGCUAAUCAUUACUUAUGUGCUGUCACUCAGGUGUUGUAAUAAUCUCUGUCUUAAUGUCUAACUGACUUCAGAAGCAGAUUUCAUAACAUUUAAAUGGAUAAAACAACCGAUUAAUGCUUUCAUUGUGACAAAAACGACACUCAUUGUUGGAUUUAUUUUUAACCAUUUAAAAUGUAUGACAACUUAAGGUGUGCAACACAACUGUGCACCUGUAAGGGGAAAGAUUAUGGUAAUCUGACAUAAAUAAAACUCUUUUUUGUUCUUGUG